AUGGCCCGCCUGCUGGGCACCCUGCGCAGCUCCCAGCCCGUGGCGCGCUUCCAGCGCUCCUGCGGGCUCUUCCCCGCCGGCGAGGAGGGCGGCGGCAGCGACCCCGCGGACGGGUCCCGGGACGGCGGCGCCUGCAAUGGGGCGGCCGCGCUGCGCUGCCGAGCGGCCGCCGGGCGCGGCCCCCCCGGCGGGGUGAGGAGCGGCCCCGGCCCGCAGGGCUGCACACAGAAGUAUAUUGUGAAGAACUACUUCUACUACUACUUGUUCAGGUUUUCAGCUGCUUUGGGUGAAGAGAUUUUUUAUAUCACUUUCCUUCCAUUUACCUACUGGAAUAUUGAUCACUCCGUAUCUAGAAGAAUGAUAAUUGUUUGGUCUAUAGUGAUGUACAUAGGCCAGGUCUCCAAGGACAUCCUGAAGUGGCCUCGGCCUCUCUCACCACCUGUCGUCAAGCUGGAAAUGAGGACGAACGCGGAGUAUGGAAUGCCUUCCACCCACGCCAUGGCAGCCACAGCCAUCUCCUUCUCCUUUUUCAUCGCAACCAUGAACCAGUACAAGUAUCCAUUUGAACUUGGCCUGGUAGCAGCGUUUGUGUUUUCGACCCUGGUGUGUCUCAGCAGGCUCUACACGGGGAUGCACACAGUCCUGGAUGUGAUCGGUGGAGCACUGAUUUCGGCCGUGCUGCUCGUGCUCUUGUAUCCUGCGUGGGACAUGAUAGAUCACUUGCUGUUAACUAGUCCCUUCUGCCCACUGCUUUCCAUAGUUGUGCCUCUUCUCUUAUGUUACAACUACCCCAAACUAGACUAUUACAGCCCUACUAGGGGAGACACCACUACUAUCUUAGGGGCAACAGCUGGAGCAACUGUGGGAUUUUGGUUAACCAACCAGUACACUGCACCAGUCUAUGCCAGCAAAAGUUUGGAGCUUGGAUUUCCUCUGGUCACCAGCAAAUUGGUGGUUGUGCUAGCCAGGUUCUUUGUAGGCAUCUUAGUUGUUCUACUGACGCGCUGGCUCAUGAAGAGCGUGGUCCUUGGUGUGCUGGGUUAUCGGUACAAGUUUCCCAUUCGUGACCUGGAAGCCCGGAGACGACUGGAAGUUGAAGUGCCCUAUAAGUUUAUCACGUACUCCUCAGUUGGCUUCACAGCUACCGUGAUUGUGCCGCUGCUGCACGAGCUGUUGGGGCUGAAGUGAGCUCAGCACCUUCCUCACUGAGCGACGGGCGGCACCACCACUUCAGAGAUGUGAGAACUCCAUCAAGGCUGGUAACUUGACCAAAAAGUGUUUUGUGCCUUUCUGCACUGGUGUGGUGGGUUGACUCUGGCUGGAUGCCAGGGGCUCACCAAAGUCGCUCUGUCACUCCUCAGCUGGGCAGGGAAAAGAAAAUAU
Chiroxiphia lanceolata (lance-tailed manakin) is the source of this 1383-nucleotide messenger RNA. RefSeq names its product sphingosine-1-phosphate phosphatase 2 (gene SGPP2). The record is from RefSeq and is a predicted model, not a curated record. Gene Ontology annotation, biological process: phospholipid dephosphorylation; sphingosine metabolic process. Lineage: Eukaryota; Metazoa; Chordata; Aves; Passeriformes; Pipridae. Gene Ontology annotation, molecular function: sphingosine-1-phosphate phosphatase activity. Gene Ontology annotation, cellular component: endoplasmic reticulum membrane. The transcript has 5 exons. The coding region runs from base 1 to 1188 and encodes 395 amino acids.